Molecule: messenger RNA, 12940 nt
Organism: Zootoca vivipara (common lizard)
Lineage: Eukaryota; Metazoa; Chordata; Lepidosauria; Squamata; Lacertidae
Gene: NBEAL1
Product: neurobeachin like 1
Biological process (GO): intracellular protein localization
Cellular component (GO): membrane; cytosol
Molecular function (GO): protein kinase binding
Source: RefSeq, a predicted model, not a curated record
GUGGCUUCCCAUUUGCCAGCAGCGGCAGCAGCAGCAGCAGCAGCAGCAGCAAACGCCGCCACCGCCUCCUCCUGCUGCUGCUGAGCCGCCUCAGCUUCCCCCGAGCUGGGCUGAGUCCGCGGCCACCGAAGGCGCCUCCGCUCCGGGGUCCGAGGAGCCUCCCGCCUGCCUCUCCGCGUCCCCGUUUGUCACUGAGGGGAUGAUGAAGACUUGAAGUCAAACAGCAUCUUACUGAGAUUACAUCAUUCAGAAACAACAAGAGCAGUUCGUGGGAUCUCCUUCAGCACUUGUAAUAUGGAAUUAUAACAUUUCCUUUCUUACAUCGUCAUACAUCCUCCAUCCUUCAACCAGCACAAUUUUACUUUCAGAGGUUAAUUCCAAAGUGCCAUUGAUGAAAAGGAGAGGGCUGACUGUCACCCUUAGCCGAUUUAACUGUGCAAGAGUAUUGGAUAAACUUGUUUUUCCCAUCCUUGAUUGGAUCGAGGAAUUAAAGCAAACAUUCUGAAUUGAAAGUGAGCAUGAUAGGAUCUUGAGCCUAUGGUGCUUCUCAACUGUGGAAGGUGAACGAUGGCGUCCAGAGAGAGGCUGUAUGAACUUUGGAUGCUCUAUUGCAAUAAGAAAGACCCAGACUACUUGAAGCUCUGGUUGGACAGUUUUGUUUCCAGUUACGAACAGUUUCUGGAUGUGGAUUUUGAAAAGCUGCCCACUAGGGUGGAUGAUGUCCCCCCGGGAAUAUCGCUGCUUCCUGAUAACAUCCUUCAGGUCUUGAGGCUCCAGCUGCUGCAGUGUGUCCAGAAAUUGUCAGAAGGUUUGGAAGAACCGCAGCAGGCCUUGUCACUUCUCCUGGUCAAAUUCUUCAUUAUUCUUUGCCGAAAUUUGGCUAAUGUGGAGGAGAUUGGCACCUGUUCCUACAUUAACCAUGUCAUUACAAUGACCACACUGUAUAUCCAGCAGCUAAAGAGCAAAACGAAGGAGAAAGAAGUAGCCGACCAGACGCCCAUAGAAGAGUUUGUAAGACACGCGCUGGCUUUUUGCGAAAGCCUGUACGACCCCUAUCGAAACUGGAGGCAAAGAAUCGCUGGACGAAUUCUGAGCAAUGUUGAAAAAAGCAGGCAGAAGUACAAACCAGCUUCCCUCACAGUGGAGUUUGUCCCUUUCUUUUACCAGUGUUUCCAAGAAAGCGAGCAUCUCAAAGAGAGCCUGAAAUGUUGUUUGCUACACCUCUUCGGAGCGAUUGUGGCCGGUGGGCAGAGAAAUGCUCUCCAGGCCAUAUCUCCUGCCACCAUGGAAGUCCUGAUGCGCGUACUGGCAGACUGCGACGCGUGGGACAGCCGAGACCCCGACGAAGUGAGCAGGAAGGCCGAGCUGACCCUGAAGUGCCUGACGGAAGUGGUUCACAUCCUUCUGACCAGCAGCUCGGAUCAGCGGCAAGUGGAAACCAGUACCAUAUUGGAGAGCUACUUCAAGCUGCUCAACUCAGACCACACGGCUUUGCCGAACUCGCGGAGGUCCUGGCAGUGGGAGAGCCGAUUCAUAGCGCUACAGAUUCAGAUGCUGAAUACCAUUACCGCCAUGUUAGACUGCACAGACAGGCCUGUCCUGCAAGCCAUUUUCCUUAACAGCAACUGCUUUGAACAUCUUAUUCGCCUGCUGCAAAAUUGCAAGCUGUUUUUAAAUGCUAACAGUCAGGUGGCAGACAAGACCGAGAAAGACCUUGCCAACAAAUUACUGACAGAAAUGAAUCAGGAACAGGUAUUCCAGGGACAGCUAGACUGCUUGGCGGUAUCAGCCAUUCGAGCCCUUACAGCGGUGAUGCACAAAUCUCCCGCUGCCAAGGAGGUGUUUAAGGAGCGGAUCGGUUAUGCCCAUAUAUUUGAGGUCCUAAAAUCUAUGGGUCAGCCGUCACGGGAACUGCUUGAAGAACUUUUGAAUAUGGCCGUUGAAGGUGAGCACGCGUCUGUUGGGAUGCUGGGCAUAAGCAACGUCCAGCCCUUGUUGCUGUUGAUUCAGUGGCUCCCAGAGCUCGAGUCGCACGAUCUCCAGGUCUUCAUCUCAAGCUUGCUGAAGCGAAUUUGCUGCAUCAACCGGCAGAGCAGGGCUGUCUGUGUCAAUACGAACAUGGUCAUCCGCAUCGUGGAGACCCUUGGCCAACACACCCUGCUUCACGGAGCCUGCGCCGAGAACCUGAUUGUCCUCUUGGGCUCUUUGGGGAGCCAGUCGAUGAGCUCUGAAGAACUCCACCAGCUCAUUAGGCUGCUGAGGACUAAGGACCCGAAACAGACGCACCCUUACGUUGUCCCGGUGAUGCGUGCAAUUCUUACGAUGGCUCGGAAGCAGGGCCUGGAUAGCGCCUUGCAAUAUUUCGACCUCUCCCACAGCAUGGCGGGCAUUGCCGUCCCACCUAUUCACAAGUGGCCGGGCUCUGCGUUUGCUUUCAGCGCUUGGCUAUGCCUGGACCAAGACCAGGCGACUCCUGGCGCCAGUGGCAAGGGGGCCAAGAGGAAACAGCUCUACAGCUUUUUUACAGGCAAUGGAACGGGGUUUGAGGCGUUUAUUACGUGUUCAGGAAUGCUAGUGGUUGCAGUGUGUACGAAGAAGGAAUAUGCUACCGUGAUGCUGUCGGAUCAUUGCUUCUGUGAUUCUCUCUGGCACAACAUAAGCAUUGUUCAUAUGCCCGGGAAGAGGCCCUUUGGUCAAAGCCUUGUAUAUAUUUAUGUGAAUGGACAGCAGAAGAUCUCGGCGCCCCUCAGAUUUCCUGCCAUGAAUGAAUCUUUUACUUCUUGCUGCAUUGGUUCUGCUGGUCAAAGGACAACGACUCCACCGCCAUCCCAGAUCCCAGACCCGCCUUUUUCAUCCCCUGCUCUGCCCCAUCGGACGUCGCUUGGUGGUAUUCUUAGCCCAGGCAGCUGGAGUGGGCUGCUGGGCAAGCCAGAACACAUCACUAAGCUGAUCUCGGCAGGAACGCAGGACAGCGAGUGGGGGUGCCCUACCUCUCUCGAAGGCCAGCUUGGAUCAGUUAUCAUAUUUCACGAAGUGUUGCAGCCUACUCAUGUGAAAGCAUUGUAUUUGGCAGGUCCGAAUUGCUUAACUCCAUGGAAAUCUCAAGACUCUGAAGCAGCCGAUUUGCCCAGUAAAAUGCUUCUUCAUUAUACUCCCAAGGCUUGCAGAAGCCCAAUAUGCCUUGACCUUUCCCCCAAUCUUCUACAUGGAAGGCUAACAGGGAACAAAGUGGUGAACUGGGACAUCAAGGAUAUGAUCAACUGUGUUGGUGGACUGAAUGUGCUGUUUCCACUGCUGGAGCAGAUCAGCUACCUCGAUGGGCACCUACCUGAGAGGCUUGAUGUGGAAUCUGUUGCUCCUGAAUUGCAGACACCUGUAGAAGGAGAUUGGGUGGUGUUAACUUCCACCAAGGCUUCAGAGGCUCGUUUAGAGAAGAACAUCGUUGCAACUUUCAUCCUGAUGAUAAAGCACUUUAUUCAAAGGCACCCAAUCAACCAGGAUAAUCUUGUUCACUCGCAUGGAGUCGCAACCUUAGGAGCCCUGUUGCAGAAGGUGCCAAGCAGCUUCAUGGAUGUGAAUGUCUUGAUGGCCGUCCAGUUGUUGAUAGAGCAGGUUUCUGUGGCGAAAAACACACCGCUUCUGCAGCAGAUGUAUCAACACUUGCUUUUUGACUUCAGCAUCUGGAAUCGGGGAGACUUCCCAUUCCGAAUCGGUCACAUCCAGUACCUUUCUACAAUUAUCAAAGACAGUCGGAGGUUCUUCCGAAAAAAGUAUGGCGUGCAGUUUUUACUGGAUACACUGAGGAUCUAUUAUGGAAACAGCUCUAAAGACAGUGACUUGGCGCCAGAUGAUCUGAAAACAAUAAGAACAUCUCUGUAUGGAUUAAUCAAGUACUUCCUGAGCAAAGGUGGGGCACAUGAGGAAGUGCAGAGCAUCAUGGGCUAUAUAGCAGCCAUCAACGAUGAGGAGCAGCUCUGUGGCAUCCUGGAUGUACUUUUCAGCCUGCUCCACACCAGCCCAACUCGAGACCAGCUGUUCUUGUUGCUUUUUGAGCCAGGAAAUGCAGACAUCCUCUAUGCUUUGCUGCUGAACCAGAGGUACUCGGACGGACUACGGGAGCUUGUGUUCAAGAUCAUGGGGCAGAUGCUGAAGUGCACCAAAGUCUAUGAGCGGAGCAAACAGCGUAUGAAACUCAGAGAAGUCGGGUAUUCCGGACUGGGACUGCUCCUGAAUGAAUCUCCAGUGACCACAUCUCUUAUUAAGAACCUUCUCAACCAGGUUCUUCAUGCAGAUCCAGUUGUGAAUUACAGGGACUUUAUAGCCGUGGUGCACCUGGCUCACAGAGCAGAUAUCAAUGUCCGAGUGGCCAUCUGUCAAAAGCUUUUGCAAAUCCUCCAUAGCCAGCCGGAUUCAGCACAGCAGAUUUCUCAGCAGCGUGCCUGGCAGGAGACGUUGGCGAGGCUCUUCCUGAAAGAGAACGCCGAGGUCAGGAACAGCGCGAGGGAGAACAGAAAUGACUCUGGCAAAGAGGGUGAAAAGCACGCUCCGAGCAAAGAGUUCCAGAAACACUCUUCUUCAAAGGCCGACGGGGGAGACGCUACCAGUUUUGCAUCUGUCAAUGGCUCGUGCGACCGGUGGAGCCUGGAGGACAGCAAACCCGGGGUGAUGCUCGAAGAUCCUUCCGGGGCAGAGAUCUCGUUCAUGGCUGAGGACCAAGAUGAGCUAUGGCGGAAGAACCCUUCUCACUUGAGCUUGGACCUGUCGAGCGUUGACUCUUACGAACUGGGCGACGGUGGGAGUCAGAUGGUGGACAGCCUGCCCAGCACCCCUUCGCCUGUCGAGAACACCAAGACGUUUUCUGGGCAUCUUGAGAAAGAGCCAAAUGCUUCAGUGGAGCUGUCAUGCCCUGCAGAUCUCUCAUUAUUUGAAAUUCGCGAGGCAUGUGAAGAAGAUCUCAUACAAUUACUCACCGAUGCCCUGCUUUGUAUGAUGUGGAGAGGCAUAGAAAGAUCUGAUGAUGCCGCUUGGGUUGAGAGGGGGCAGGUUUUUUCUGCCCUCACCAAAUUGGGUAUAUCCAAUGAACUGUUACGGCCAACGGAUGAAAUAAAACUCAAGUUGCUAGAGAAGAUGCUGGAAUGGGCAGUCACGGACAACAGAGAUGCGAAAUCUCUCCCGGUGUACGCGGAAAACGCCUUCCGGCUCCUGCUUAUCGUGCAAGAUUUCCUGCAAGCGGAAGGGCUUGUUAAUUCAAGUCUGUGGACGGAAAAGCUCUUGGAGGAGCUGGUGACUCUCAUGGAUACCUUGUCUGUCUGGUACUCUUCCGGCCCAGAGUACGUGAAGUUCUACCAAGUCCAAGUCCAGAUGCUGCUUGGAUUCAUUGGACAGGAUAAUUUGCAGGUUUGUGCAAUGGCUGCAGCCAAGCUAAACACCCUCCUUCAGACCAAAGUGCUUGACAACCAAUUGGAGUCCUGCUACCUCCUGGGCAGGCUGGAAGGCAUUCUGAGCAGAUCUAUCAAGGAAAAGACGGAGACCUACUCUUUCCUGAUCCCUCUCGUACGGACGCUGGUUUCCAAAAUAUACGAGCUUCUCUUCAUGGACUUGCACUUACCUUCUCUGCCUUCGACGAACGGAAGCCCUUCCUUUUUUGAGGACUUCCAGGACUAUUGCGACACGGAGGAAUGGCAAUCUUACAUUGCUAAAUUUAUCAUUCCACACAUGAAGCAGUACGAACUCAGCACUUUUAGCGAUGGCCAUGAGCGUAUGGCAGUAUUUUGGAAGGAUUGUUACGAAGAACUGAUGGUCAACAUCCAUAAACGAGAGCGGGAGCGAGGAGAAAGCAAGCUCAAAUUUCAGGAGUUUUUCGUGGAGCCAUUCAACCGACGGGCACGGCAGGAAAACCUGCGUUACAACAGCAUGUUGAAGCAGCUGAACAAUCAGCACACGGCAACUCUCCGACAGUGGAGAGCUGGCAAACUCUACCUCAUGUGUGAGCAGGGGCCCUGGGCUGAAAGGAAGCUAAAUCGUAUUCACUGGAAACUUUCAAAUGUGGAAAAUUACUCACGGAUGAGGCUAAAGUUGGUACAAAAUUACAAUUUCAACUCUCAUCAGGAGGCCAGUGCCCUAAGGGAUAAUCUAGGAGUUCAGCAGGCGCCGCCAUCGAGUGAGGCUUUGCUUCUGGAGGCAGUGAAGCAAGUGAAAGUCAACGAUAUGGAGGAUGAUAUACUUGAAUUGCCAGAUGAAGAUCCAGCAGCUAAUACAAGCAUGGAUGAAAAGGAAGAGCAGAGCCAGAAAGAAAAACUCGUGUUCUCUGAAGACUGUGAACUUAUUACAGUAAUUAAUGUCAUCCCCGGCAGGCUGGAGGUCACUACCCAGCACAUUUACUUCUACGAUGGCAGCAUUGAAAAAGAGGAAGGUAUAGGUUUUGAUUUCAAAUGGCCUCUUUCUCAGAUUCGAGAGAUUCAUUUGCGUCGCUAUAACUUGAGGCGGUCCGCUUUGGAGAUCUUCUUUGUUGACCAGACCAAUUACUUCCUGAACUUUAAAAAGGAGGCAAGAAAUAAAGUGUACAGCCGAAUUCUGUCUCUGUGUUCUCCACAUAUUAGUGGGACAAGAUCUCCACAAGAAUUAUUUAAAGCAUCUGGACUGACCCAGAAAUGGGUGAACAGAGAGAUAUCAAACUUUGACUACCUCAUUCAAUUAAACACAAUGGCAGGACGAACCUAUAAUGACCUUGCGCAGUAUCCUGUAUUUCCAUGGGUCCUACAGGAUUAUACUUCAGAAGAAUUGGAUCUCAAUAACCCUGCUGUGUUCAGGGAUCUGUCCAAGCCCAUUGGCGUGGCAAAUGAAAAGAACGCCAAGGCUGUCCUGGAAAGAUAUGAGAACUUUGAAGAUCCACUUGGAAUCGUCGACAAGUUCCACUACGGCACUCACUAUUCCAACGCAGCUGGAGUCAUGCAUUACCUCAUCCGGGUAGAGCCUUUUACCACAUUGCAUAUCCAGCUUCAGAGUGGCAGAUUUGACUGUGCGGACCGGCAGUUCCAUUCCAUUCCUGCUACCUGGCAAGCUCUCAUGGAGAAUCCCAAUGAUGUGAAAGAACUAAUCCCAGAAUUCUUCUACUUUCCAGAGUUCUUGGAGAAUCAAAACAAUUUCAGCUUGGGUCAGCUGCAGAUCUCGAAAGAAGUUGUGAAUGAUGUUCUCCUCCCGAAAUGGGCCCAGUCACCUGAGGACUUCAUUUUUAAACACAGGAAAGCUUUGGAGUCGGAGUAUGUCUCUGCCCAUCUCCAUGAGUGGAUAGAUCUGAUUUUUGGCUACAAACAGAGAGGGCUAGCUGCGGUGGAGGCCCUGAAUGUGUUUUAUUACUGUACUUAUGAAGGAGCUGUAGAUCUUGAUGCCUUGACCGACGAGAAAGAAAGGAAAGCUUUAGAAGGGAUGAUUAAUAAUUUUGGACAAACACCUUGUCAGCUACUCAAGGAGCCGCAUCCUGUGAGGUUGUCUGCGGUGGAAGUGGUGCAGAAGCAGACCAGAAAUGAAAACGCCGCAUUUCACCUCUUCCAACACCUCCCUGAAAUGAAGUCAUUCUUCAUUGAGGGGAUCAGCGAUGGGAUACCUAUUGUUAAGUCCAUUGUCCCCAGGAAUCAGUCACGUUCUUUCAUGUCACAAGGGAGCCCAGAGAUUUUGGUAACAGUGAGUCAGAACUGCAUCAUUGGAACUCACGGGUGGCUGCCUUACGACAGAAAUAUCUCCAACUAUUUCACUUUUCUGAGAGAUCAAACUGUCACAAAUCCCAAAACACAACGAAGCGUGAGUGGUCCUUUUGCGCCAGGACUGGAGAUUACACCCAAGUUGUUUGUAGCAUCUCAUGAUGCAAAGCUGCUAUUUAGUGGAGGCCACUGGGACAACAGCAUCAGAGUGACAUCGCUCACAAAGGGGAAAUUGAUGGCACAGCAUAUUAGGCACAUGGAUAUAGUGACCUGCUUGGCUAUGGAUUUCUGUGGAAUCCAUUUAAUUUCGGGCUCGAGGGACACCACUUGUAUGAUAUGGCAAGUUAUUCAGCAGGGAGGCGUGCCUGUAGGCCUGGCACCUAAACCUUUGCAGAUUCUGUAUGGACAUACCAAUGAAGUAUCCUGUGUUGGCAUCAGUACAGAACUGGACAUGUCUGUGUCAGGGGGCAGGGACGGCACUGUGAUUGUGCAUACGAUUCGGAAAGGUCAGUACGUGAAGACUCUGAGGCCGCCGUGCGAGAGAGCUCUCUCGCUCACUGUCCCAAAUCUUGCCGUCUCCUGGGAAGGACAUAUAGUCGCCCACACCAGUGUAGAAGGAAAGACAACUCUCAAGGAUAAAAAUGCACUACAUCUCUAUUCUGUGAAUGGAAGGUAUUUGGGCUCAGAGAGCCUGAAAGAGGACGUGUCGGAUCUGUGCGUGGCUGGGGAAUAUAUUGUCAUGGGGAGCCUCCAGGGAUUUCUAUCCAUACGAGAUCUCCACAGCCUCAGCCCCAGCACCUCCCCCUUGGCCAUGCGGCUGCCGAUCCGCUGUGUCUCUGUGACCAAAGAGUCCAGUCAUAUUCUGGUGGGCCUCGAGGACGGCAAGUUGAUCAUCAUCGGUGUCGGGAAGCCGGCAGAGAUGCGUGUGGGACAGCUCUCUCGAAAGUUGUGGGGUUCCAGCAAACGCAUCAGCCAGAUUUCAUCAGGAGAGACUGAAUAUAACACGCAAGAUUCCAUGUGAUUUCUGCUCCUGCCUCCUCUUGGGGAAUCCCACACAUUUAUUUAAUCUUCUGAUUAUUUUCCAAUCGUAUCUUUCAACUUGCUCGGUUACGUUUGAAGCGACAGCACAGUUUCCGCGGGCAGAUAUGGGGAAUAAGCCUAUAGCACCUGUCAUUUUUGUAAUUGUGUUUAUAUGUUAGAAUUUGACGAAAUAAGCUGAUUCAAUAUUAUUUAAGCAAAUGAAUUGUUUGUGAGAGAUAUGUAUGCAUUCAUAUGUUUAUAUGUGUAUAUUUGUGUGUGUUUAUAACAUGUUUGUCUGUACAUAUAUGUGUGUGUGUGUUUGAUACUUAACUGACAUUCACAGGUUAAUGCUGGCAAUCAUGGGUAAGUUCGCUGAAUAUCUGAAAAAUUGAUUUCUAUAAGCCUUUUGCAUACAUGCCAGUGAAUGCUGACAAAUAUUUUGAGGUCAGCAUUCAUUGGUAUGAAAGUUUUUGAACACUUGCCAAAUUUGUCUGGGUUAUGUGAUUGUCGACAUCACCAAACGGUUGACAUAAUAUAUAGUUAUAUAGGUUGUGAUCCAGUAAAUUCAUUUACUUGUGCACAAGCAAAUGGGUAUGUGCAUAGCUACGGUAGUUUAUCGCUCGCCCACCCCAGCAUUCUGUGAACUAGCUUGUUGUUUAAAAGUUGGCCUUGUGAGAGCAGGCCAACUUUUUUGUUGCCCAAAAAAGAAACAAAAGAUCCAAUUUAAUACCUGAGCAGGAUACGGGCAGUCUUCUGGAUCUUAACCAAUGCCUCUAAAUUUCCUGUCCGUUAUAGACAAACACGCUUCCUUCUUUCACCUCCAAGGUUCCGUAGUUCCAGAAAUCUAAAAAUGAAAAUGAUUCAGACUCAGUUGGUGGGGUGGGGAGAGUUUUCCUUGUGCCCUUAGUUGAAUCCUGCAAUCGACAUUAGAAUCGUAUCGAGCAGCUGGGAACUGUUCUUCAGGCGGUGCCUCCGCCGUCCAGUUUGGACGUUGCGCGUUGGAUUGUCAGGACGUUUAAAAUGUAUGUGAACCUGGGAGAAGCGGGAAGUAGGCCUGCUGCUCUGAACAUGCUGCUGGAAAUUAAACUUGAGAGGUAGGGUCAUUCUGGAAAGAAAAGGUGUACUAUCUGAUCCAGCAAUGCCACGAUAGCAGAUUUUUCCACAAAGGGAUGGCGAUUCCGGGCCCAGCGCAUGCAAGCAGUGCUUAGUGUGUUGUGAGGAGAUGCUGUCUCCAGCAGCAGGGAGUUGCGCAUGGCUGAAACACACCUGCACACUCCAAAAAGUGAUCAGCUAAAGUUGUCGAUCCUUUGGUAAUGAGGAAGAGGUGGUCGUGCACAAGGCUGCGGUAUGCUAAAAUGUCUUUUUCAAAGAACAUUUCAGAUACAGCAAAGGAGAAUCUAAGCGCUACCUGUGUUUUCCUUAUUUCUUUUGACUAAGUGGGAGCCACAGUUUCCUGCGCAUGGAGCGCCAUAGUUUUGGGUGAGAGCUGAAGGAUCUAUUGCUUGGGAUUCCAGGGCGUUCUUCGAUGGUUAAAGCCAGAGGCCUUGGUUUUAGACCUGAAUUUGCAUGGGGAAAUAUUGACCUCCAGGGCAAAGUCUUACGUUGUUGGGCUGUUGUUGUCGUUGCCAUACGUUGUAGGGCUUUGCUCGCUUGCUUGUUGGGAGAGUAUUGUUUAAAACCCGGUGUUUUAUGGAACUGGUCAAUAAGUUGUUGUUUUAUUAUCUAUGCAAGUUGAAGUGAGUGGAUCACAAAUUUCUUUCCAGGCUGGAAAGAUGUUGAACUACAUGAGAAAUAGAAGCAAUUUUCAGUUUAUUCCUUGACUUUUGUGCAGAUGUCUUUGGAAAUUUGGUAAUUAUUUCAGGGAUGAAGAACCUUUGGCCUGCCAGAUUUUGUUCAACUCCCAACCCCAGUCAGCAUGGCCAAAGAUCCAGGGUGAUAAUUUUUAGUCCAACAACAUCUCUGCAGGCCACAGGUUUCCCAUUUAUUAUGAUUUAUUUAUUUAAAGGAUCAGUGCUCUUGGAUUUUAGCGCUUGUUCUUUUUAACAAAGGUUAUUAAAAAAGUAUUUAGUGGGUUUGUUUGAAUAAAUCUGGCUCGGGUGUGCAGAAAUUCUGAUUGGAAAUAACUUUGCUGCUUAUUGUAGGGAUCAACUGGGAUUUCAGGGACUAAAGCAAUUCUCACACAGGGCUGAAAUGGAGAAUGUGCAUUUAUACAUGUGCGAGCAAGUUAAAAUGAAAGCUGUCAUUAUUGUAGCAAUACCAAAGAUAAUCUGGAAGUGUUGAAACAUUUAUGAAUGUGAAACUGGUUCAUUAAGAUUUAAAAGUGAAGGAGUAUUGAUGAAUAUUCUGGAAUGAGUCACCUUUUUAAAAAAUUUAAAAAAAACAAGGUGAUGUAAUUAUGCGGUUACGGGUGGGUUUCUAUAUUGUAUUGUUUGGGGGCAUUAUGUUGAUUGUUGUUUUGCUUUUUUUAAUAAAAAAGAACUAUAAAGAAAUGUCAGGCUGGUAAACAAAGACUAAUUCAGGGGAGCAAACGAGAGAAAUUGUGGGAACUGUUCAUUGGAGAAAUACCAUUUCUCCAAUGGUAUUUGGGAGGAUCCCAGCAAAACUGAGUAACUUACGAGUCUUCUGACUUUUGAAGAAAAUAAUUAAGGAAAGCCAAUGUGGUAGCCUCAAAAUGUCGUUGGAUGCACUGCCAUCAGACCAGAUCACUGUUGCCAAUGGUUGGGGAAUGAUGGAAGUUGCAGUCUGGCAAAACCUUGAGGGCAUCACAUUGCCUGCCAUUGCAGUGGAUCAAUGGAAAUAUUGGGCACAUGGAAAUUUAUCCAUAAGCAGAGUUGUGCUUAUGGACCGAGUCCUUUCACGGCUGCAACUACGCUUCCAUUCGGAGAACGGAAGCCUUGCUUCAGAAGUGAUGCUAAGCCAUGGCUUAGGCUCAGGUGUAGGCAGACUCGGGCCUCCAGGCGUUUUGGGACUACAACUCCCAUGGUCCCCAGCUAACAGGACCAGUGGCCAGGGAUGAUGGGAACUGUAGUCCCAAAACAUCUGGAGGGCCGAGUUUGUCUAUGCCUGGCUUAGCUUAAGGGUAGGGCAGUACGUCUGCGGGAGGAGAGAAGCAGCUGCAGUUCUUACGGAGAAUACUGCCAUUUCACAUCUUCUCUUGUCGUGGUUUGGCUUAUAGCAUCACAUGAUGGGUGUACGAUUUCAGGUUCCCCACUUGCGCUGUAACUGCUUAGGUUUGUGCCAUGAGCCACGCCAUUGGCAUGGGUCAUAGCAGGAAACCAAACACUUUGCUGGCCCCCCUGUAUACUCCUGCCACAUUCUAGCAGGUCAACGAAAAGUCUUCACUUUGAGAACACUAAACAGAGCUUUGAAAGCAGCAAAAAAUAGCGUUUUCCUGAAAUCUGGCAGCACUGUGCAAGAGUAUUUAGGGAAAGUAAGGAUCAUUGUUGACAUGAGAAGGGGCAGGGCCAUUCUGUUUUUGACUUUCCCCAGUCCCCUCUUGCUUGGCCACAGACAUGCAUGUUCUUCCCCACUGCAAUGCUACAAGGACAAAGAAUACGGAGGAUGUUCUUGUGCUGGCUCAACAGCAGUUUUGAAUACCCCAGCUUUGUUGAAUUAGCAACCCGCCCUGGAAAUUGUGCUGCUAUUUAAGACUGGUUUUUCUAAAUAGAAAACACAAAUUCAUUUACCACGUGCCUCUGCAUUUGCUUAAAACACCACAAUUAAAAUAGAAACGGGACACUAAGCCUUAAGUAUAUAUAUAUACAGGCAAAUGAUAAUCGCAUACUGAUUAUUCUGAUAGUGCAAUUGUGAUUACAAAUGGGUUUUUAAUGCCAAAAAUGCCUUGAGAUUUUGGGUGGAAGUGUUUUAGAUAUAUUUAGGUUCAGCUUAGUCCUCGUGUAACAACAGCAAAUAUUUCUGUUAGUCUGUGCAAUACCCUUCCUCUCUUUUUUUUGGGGGGGGGGGUGCUUCUAAGGUUAAAUAAUACACUGUGUUUUUGAUGGUAAGGUUUAAUAAUUUUAAGUCUGUAUGUAUGUAUAUUGGCUAACACGGAACUGAUGUACAGCAUGGUGGGAAAUGUUCUAAAAUUUGGACUUUGUAAGAUUUACAGAUUUGUAAUUUAACCCUUUUUAUUAAAAGGCUUGCUCACAUUGUACAUAAAAUGAUUGUCAAAUUAGGUUUGUAUAUAAUGGGUCUGAAGCCAAUUAAAUAAAAUUGGACGUGUG